Aedes aegypti (yellow fever mosquito) is the source of this 3167-nucleotide messenger RNA. RefSeq names its product ethanolaminephosphotransferase 1. The transcript is spliced from 8 exons. Gene Ontology annotation, biological process: phosphatidylethanolamine biosynthetic process. Gene Ontology annotation, molecular function: ethanolaminephosphotransferase activity. Bases 863 to 2056 code for a protein of 397 amino acids. Gene Ontology annotation, cellular component: endoplasmic reticulum membrane; Golgi apparatus. The record is from RefSeq and is a predicted model, not a curated record. Lineage: Eukaryota; Metazoa; Arthropoda; Insecta; Diptera; Culicidae.
GGCAAACAUUUGCCGCCGGUCAGUCGAUUCAGUUUCUCGAGAACUCCACAACCGAAUGGGUCGUUUGAACGCUUGGUAAAAGGUGAAAACUGUUGAAUUCGAUCCGGGGUGUUGAAUGGAAACAGGAGUGCGGAAUUCGCUUCGUGGAAAGUGCCAGUGUUGACUGGAUAGUUGAAUUUAAACAAUUGGGGUUUCAGUUUAGUUCAGUUGUGGAGGGGGCUUUGGACUGAGCGGAUCACUUUUUGUGUACAAUCAAACGAACUCAUUGACGGCUAAGGUGUUCCAUUAGAUAGAAAAACUAUCUGAGUGUUACUGUAAAUUUCCACACAGGAACUAAACAAUUCAAUUAUUAAGGUCACGAAGAGAUAGGCCAACGACCUACAUCGUAUACUGUUAUAGUUCGCUGUAAUCGUACAGACAGACUUAAUUUCAAAAAAAUCUGAACGGAGUAACGACAUCAGAUGAUAUGUGCCGCCGUCGUAUUCUUAUCAAUGAACCAUAUGACGAACGAGUGUAACAAAUAAACGGCAAUUCCAAAACACGCGGCCGGUGGUAAUUGAAGUGUUAGUGUGAAGUUAACUUCUCAGUACAAAAUCGUCGAAGAAGUUGUAAUCUUCCUUGGGAGGGAAGUGUGAUGGUGCAGCAGCACAUCUUGUGGUCGAUGUUGGAAUCAUUAGAAACGGCCCCCGUCGAUUAGUGGUAUUGGUUCGUGCGGAAAAGAAGGACCUUUCUUUCGGUGGUGUUGCGUGGCCGAGCGCGGACGUCUUACCGCGUGGUGAUCUCGACUAUUUCGCGCCGUUACUCUACGUAUUCUGCGGGUCGCUUUCGCUCAAGGAUCAAAUCGUAACAUCCCAAUCCCAAGAUGCUGGGAAUCAAAUACCUGAACGAAGCCCACCUGAAGGGUUUCGAGAAGUACAAAUACAGCUGCGUAGACAACAGCAUACUCAGCGUCCAUGUGAUGCACCCCUUCUGGAACUGGCUGGUGCAGUUCUGUCCCAGAUGGGUCGCGCCCAAUUUGCUCACAUUCACCGGGUUCAUGCUGACGGUGGUGAAUUUCUUCCUGAUAGGAUACUACGACUAUGGAUUCAUGGCGGCGAGCCAGACUCCGAAUCCGAUUCCCGGCUGGGUGUGGAUCGUGGCGGGAAUCAACUUGUUCGUGGCGUAUACGUUAGAUGGUAUUGAUGGGAAACAAGCCCGGCGGACGGGUACAAGUGGACCCCUGGGAGAGUUGUUCGAUCAUGGUGUAGACUCCUACUCUACGCUGCUUAUUCCGGUGUACGUAUUCAGUUUGUUCGGAAUGGUUGAUCUACCUCCCAUCCGAAUGCACUUCGUGAUGCUCAAUGCUUAUCUCAACUUCUAUCUACCACACGUGGAGAAAUACAUCACCGGAGUGAUGUUCUUGCCUUGGGGAUACGAUUUUCUCAUGUGGGGUGUAUCGCUAACCAUGGCUGCUACCGGUAUUUUUGGACCAGAGAUCUGGCAGGUUCCAAUCUUCGGAGUCAAACCAUGUGUGAUGUUUGAAGUCGCCUUGUACGUGUCGGGUUUGCUCACCAGUCAUCCAAUUAUUGCGUACAACAUCUACAAAUCAUACCGGGACAAGACGGGAAAAAUGCGCCCAUUUAGGGAAGCAGUCCGACCAUUGGUUCCUCUGUUCUCCCUAGCCAUUGUCAGCACAAUUUGGGCAUUCUUUUCCCCUAACAGUAUUGUAAACCUGGAACCAAGGAUGUUCAUCGUUCUCAGUGGGACAGUGUUUUCCAACAUCAACUGCCGACUGAUCGUAGCCCAGAUGACUGACACGAGGGCGGACCUCUGGAAUGGGCUUCUCAACCUGCUCACGGCGGCAGCCAUCGUUUGCGUAUUUCCCUAUCCACUCCUAGGAAUCGCCCCGCUAUGGGUCGAGUACGAACGGAACGUCCUGUACGCUCUGGUUCUGGUAGUGACCGUGGCCCACCUGCACUACGGCCAGGGAGUGGUGCGGGAAAUGUGCUCCCACUUCCGGAUCCGGUGUUUCAAAAUACCAGCAUAUGGUAAAUCAUCAGCAUUACUAGGCUACUAAAAACCAAACUCGAAUCUCAGUUCGCACAUUUGCGCGUUGUUCGUACCACGAAGACACCUCGGGGAAUACCUACUACCACCAUCACUGGGGCGCAUAUGGCUGAUAAGCCGUUCACAGUUCGUUGCAGUAUUUUAAGGUAAAUGUUUGUGUUGAAGAAGUGCAUGCGAAACGCCGCGAGAGCUACGCUCUCGCAUAACCCCUACCGCGAAACGAAUGACGGACACUUGCUAACAGUGCCUGAUAUGGAAGACUAUCUGUUGGUUCGGGUAAUAGACCUUUCUUCACGGAAUUUUGUUUGAGUAGACGAUUAAUGGAGAUUAUUUCGUAAAUUUCUUCAAAUUAUGUUUAUAAUUUGUUAGAUUUUGGGAUUUUGUAUCAUCUCAGGAACCCUAUGUAGACAUUUGUUCAAUGUCCAUACAAAAAGUAGAAUAUUGAAAACAACAAACUAAUAGAAAAAACUUUGAAAUUAAAUAAGAUCACUUUUCAUUUGUAUUAUUUUUGUACCAUUUUUUAAUUAAUAUCAUAUAUUCAAUUGUUUUAUUGCAUCUAGAAGUACAAAUCGAAUGAGGAGUUACAAAAAAUAUACAACUCGUUAAUUGAUUUACAACGCAAUUGGAGAUGCUCUUAUUAUUGGCUUACAAAAUAUCUAAUUCUUAUAAAAAAAUAUAUCGGGAAAAAUAUGUGUAUGCCUUAAGCAAAAAAUAACCAACAUUAGUUUAUCUAAAAGUAGCUAAUAAAACAACUUGAAAUACGUAAUAGUUAGACAUGAAAAAACAAUAAAAAACAAUAUAAAAAUUGAAAAUUAGCAUGUAAAAUUUGAAUAUUUUCCCGGAUAUGCUAGGAGCGAGCAUUACAAUGUUUUCCAAAAAAUAAAAAAUAAAUCUACUGGGACUAAUUUGAAUAAAUAGAUAUUCCCUAUCGAUAAAUCGAUAAACAUGAGCAAUGAUAAAUUGAAAACUAGCAAUUAAAAAUUAAUCCAUAUUCCUAUAAAAGUUAAAUUUUGCAAUAAAAAUUAAAAUAAGUACUAAAAAAAAAAUUACUCUGAUUCUUAGCACAGCACGAUUAUUUCAAGAAAACAUUACUAAGUAACACUAAAUCGCCAAAAAAAAAA